Messenger RNA from Neolamprologus brichardi, 1799 nucleotides. Lineage: Eukaryota; Metazoa; Chordata; Actinopteri; Cichliformes; Cichlidae. The record is from RefSeq and is a predicted model, not a curated record.
AUGAAGCCUCUCAAGACCCGAUCGAUCAGGAACACGUUUUUUGGCCGGUUCAGGCACUUCUUGGACGUGAUUGACCCCAGCACGCUCUUUGUGACAGAGAAACGGCUGCGGGAGUGCGUCGAGCUGCUUGACCAUUUCAAGCAAGGAACUCUGCCUCUGGGAGUGACGGAUGCUCAGCUUUGGCAAGCCCAGAAAAUAAAGCAGGCCAUCAUCCACCCCGACACAGGGGAGAAGAUCCUCAUGCCUUUUCGGAUGUCAGGUUUUAUCCCGUUUGGCACACCAGUGGUUGUUGGCCUCCUUCUCCCUAAUCAAACACUCGCGUCUACCGUCUUCUGGCAGUGGUUGAACCAAAGUCACAAUGCCUGUGUUAACUACAGCAACCGCAAUGCCUCCAAGCCAGCUCCAGCUUCCAAGUUCCUGCAGGGAUACCUUGGGGCGGUUACCAGUGCAGUGUCCAUUGCUGUAAGUCCUAGCAAAUCUUGUGUUGACUUGUGUCUAGUGGCAGUGGCACGUUUCCCUCUUAAAAAACAUUCUUCUGUCUUCACAGCGAGUGCAAAUGUCUGCAACGUGGUGCUCAUGAGACACUCUGAGCUGUCGGAGGGCAUCAGCGUGCUCGACAACAACGGCAACGUGGUGGGAACAUCAAGAGUAGCUGCCAGGCAUGCUCUCUUGGAGACAGCCCUGACCAGAGUAGUCAUGCCCAUGCCAAUCCUGGUGCUUCCUCCCCUGAUCAUGUCUGCACUGGAAAAGCUCCCUCUCCUGCAGAGACAAAAGCGGCUCGUCCUGCCUGUCCACAGUCUCGUGUGUCUCGCUGCCUUCGGCCUGGCUCUGCCGCUUGCCAUCAGUUUGUUUCCACAGAUGUCGCAGAUCAGUGUAGAUCAGCUGGAGCCAGAGAUCGCCAUGGCAACCGACUGUAAGAUUGUGACAUACAAUAAAGGACUUUGAGUGAUCGCUACCAAAACUGAAAUGUGAAGAAAGGACGCGCAGCCCGUCGUGGCUCGAGCCGCCCCGACGCUGCCAGGGAAUGAAUUGUGUCAAAUUUGGCUGCUGCUGCAGUGGCUUUAGCACACGUUUGGACAACAACAGCUGAUGCGAAGAAUCAGCAGCAACAGUGAUAAGAAAAUAUGUAUCACAACAUGAGGAGACAAAGCCAAACAAGUGCAUUUUGAGGGUAACAGCCCAGUUAGGUUGAUUAAUUAGGUUAACAAAACCCAUAAGCUUGCUUGGUUCCUUGAGGCUUUUUCCACAACGAGCAGACCGCUAACCAUAGAUCAAUAUAAAAAGAUGGGCAAAUUAAAAUGUCUGGACAAAUAAAUGUGUAAGCUGUGAAUGAAAUGAAGAUACAAAUGCUUCCCGCCUUUUUUUUUGUUUUUGACCCUUCAAUAUGAGUCACUUCCUGUGACCCAAGGCGAUGUAUGUCUAUAACCUGGAAGUAUUUCAAUCAAAGUGGAAAUAAGAAAGCAGCCAAGAUCAAUCUUUUUGUGAUUGUGAUCACUCUUUUGGGUGCUGUGACUCACGUUCGCAACUACUGAUUUAUGUAUUUUUAAAGUAGCUCUGCUGUGAAUUGCGUUUCUCUGGUGUCUGCACAACAAAUAUAUACACAGCCUGAUUGUGUUUGUUUAAGUUUCCUUGCAUCUCAAUGAGCCAAGUCUUCCCUGUGACCACUAUCAGCUUUAAAUUCCUCCAGUGAAAGAGUGACACAGUUUCUAACCACCAUGGCAGAUAAUGAAAAAGUUGCAGUUUUGGUUCAGAGUGAAAGCCAGAACAUUAUAAUUAAGCAAAUAUUGCAAAAGCAUAAA